This is a messenger RNA of Pundamilia nyererei, 1321 nucleotides long. Its product is annotated as major histocompatibility complex class I-related gene protein-like. Gene Ontology annotation, cellular component: external side of plasma membrane. Gene Ontology annotation, biological process: immune response. Lineage: Eukaryota; Metazoa; Chordata; Actinopteri; Cichliformes; Cichlidae. The transcript has 6 exons. The coding region runs from base 1 to 1014 and encodes 337 amino acids. The record is from RefSeq and is a predicted model, not a curated record.
AUGUAUUUCAUCACUGGAUCAUCUGGGAUUCCAAACAUCCCAGACUUGGCGGCUUUUGCAGAGGUUGAUGGUGUUGAGGUUGGUUACUGUGACAUCAACAACCAAACAAUACAGCCAAGACAGGACUGGGUGAAACAAGCGUUAGAUAAUUACCACGGGCACUUGAGAAUGUACACUUAUUACUGUUUUUACAAUCUACCAGACUUCUUCACAGAAUUUAUUUCUAUACUGAAGCGGCAGUCCAACCAAACUGGAGGAGUUCACAUUGUACAGAAGAUAGAAGGCUGUGAAUGGAAUGAAAACACUGGAGAAGUGAAUGGUGUACUUCAGUAUGGAUAUGAUGGAGAAGGCUUUCUUGAAUUUGAUUUUCAGAGACUAACAUGGAUUCCACUGAAACCAGAGGCUGUCAUAUUCACAGAGAAUCUCAUAAGUGAUAGAAAUGACGAAAAAGACUACUUCACUAAGAUUUGUCCACACAGGUUAAAGUGGUAUCUGGACAUUGGGAAAAGUUCCAUGCAAAGAACAGUUCUUCCAUCAGUGUCUCUUCUCCAGAAGACUCCCUCCUCUCCAGUCACAUGCCAUGCUACAGGUUUCUAUCCUGGCAAAGCCGUGAUGUUCUGGAGGAAAGAUGGAAAUGAGAUUCAUGAAAAUGUGUACCACACAGAUAAAGGAGAGAUUCUCCACAACCAUGACGGGACCUUCCAGUUAAGUGUUAACAUGAACGCUUCAUCAGUGCCAUCUGAAGACUGGACGAGCUACAGCUGUGUGUUCCAGUUCUCUGGUGUGGAGGACAACAUCAUCACCAAACUGAAUAAAUCAACGAUCAGGACCAAUUGGGAAAGGUGUGCUGACACGAAGAUAACCAUCACUGCUGUUGUGGUUGUUCUUGUUCUUCUCAUCCUCGUUGCUGCAGUUGGAUUUGUUGUUUACAAAAAGAAGAAAUGUGAGGGCUCUAAAGGAGCUCCUAACAACCUCUCUGAACUGUCUGAGAGACUGAAUCCAGAGACCACAUAAACCUGCACACAGAGAUUGCUUCACUUUUAAACAGUAAAAAUCACAGGAAAAAGUUUCAAAGCAGUGUUUCCACUUCAUUGUAUUUCAGGUAUUUAGAUUUUCUGAAAUGCCCCAAAUUGUUAACAUUCUUUUAUUCUGUUAUUUAUUACUGACAUGCCCCCACAGGCAGAGAAGUGCAGGCAGAUCAGAAGAUAUUCAAGCGAAACUGAUCUGAGAUGUGCUAACCACAUAAGUUAAACAUAUAACACUGUAACCACAAACCUAGAAAACCUAAUGAACUGCACUUGUCAGUGAGCGGUUAACCAGU